Lampris incognitus (smalleye Pacific opah) is the source of this 1914-nucleotide messenger RNA. RefSeq names its product formin binding protein 1a (gene fnbp1a). The transcript has 17 exons. Lineage: Eukaryota; Metazoa; Chordata; Actinopteri; Lampriformes; Lampridae. Gene Ontology annotation, molecular function: protein binding. The record is from RefSeq and is a predicted model, not a curated record. Gene Ontology annotation, biological process: signal transduction. The coding region runs from base 1 to 1914 and encodes 637 amino acids.
AUGGUUUUUGUGCAGCACAGAGCACAGGACCAGUUUGACAAUCUUGAGAGGUAUACAAGCUGGGGGAUUGACUUCCUGGAGCGCUACACAAAGUUUGUCAAGGAACGGGCCGACAUUGAACUCAGCUAUGCCAAACAGAUCAGGAACCUUUCUAAGAAGUACCAGCCUAAGAAGAGUUGUAAGGAGGAGGAGGAGAGCAGGUACUCAUGGUGUCGUGCGUUUAUGGCGACUCUGGGAGAGCUGAGCGACUACGCUGGCCAGAGGGAGGCGCUGGCGGACAACCUGCAGACACACAUAAUCAGCGAGCUCCUACGAUACACACAGGAUCUGAAGGCAGAGAGGAAGUCGCAUUUCCAAGAUGGCCGCCGGGCCCAGCAUCACAUUGAGGGUUCCUGGAAGCAGCUGGAGUCAACUAAACGGCGGUUCGAGCGAGAUUGUAAGGAGGCUGAACGAGCUCAACACAACUUUGACAGAAUUGACACUGACAACAGCAAGGCUGAUACAGAGAAGCACUGCUCCCUUAAGGCCCGUCAGACCGCCCAGCAGAAACAACAGGCUGCUGAAGACUCCAAGAGAGAAUACCUGUCCAGUUUAAACCAGUUUAACCAGGACCAGCACCAACACUACCACACACUGGUACCAGUGAUAUACCAGCGUAUUCAGGAUAUGGAGGAGAGGAGGAUAGAGAGACUCGGAGAAGCUAUGCGUUUGCUGGCAGAGGUGGAGAGGAAAGUUCUUCCAGUUGUGAGCCGAUGUCUGGAUGGCAUGAUGGAUGCUGCCGACAGUAUCCAGUCUAGAAUGGAUACACGGCAGGUGGUGGACGUUUAUAAAUCCGGCUUUGAGCCCCCAGGUGACAUUGAGUUUGAGGAUUUCAGUGCCACCAUGAGACGCAGCAUUUCUGAGUCCAGUUAUCUGGACAACCGAGCUGAAGGACGAAGAUACUGUAGAAGAACCAGCCGAGGGAAACUAUGGCCUUUCACUCGCAAGAACAGGCUGAUGACCCUACUCCCCUCACCCCAUCAGCCCCCCCCUCCCCCACCAACCUCCCCCUCCCCAGGGGGUGUGGCCAGUAGUACGCAGUCUGCACCUCCUCCUACGAGAGAGCCAAUCACACAGCGGCUUAACAAUCUCAUGACCUCUGGCUCCAAAACCAGGAAGCAGUGUCUGCGCAGCCUUAAGAGAGGGCUGUCACUCAAACUGGGCUCUGUUCCAGAGGACUGCAGUCAUCUUCCUCCAGAACAGAGAAGGAAAAAACUUCUGAACAGAAUCGGCAAAAUAAACACAGAGAUCCAGAAAGAAAGACAACAGAGAGAUGCUCUUACUAAAAUGAGGGAGGUGUAUGAGAGGAGUCCUGAGAUGGGAGAUGCCAGAAGCCUUGAGCCUCGGAUGGAGGAAGUUUCACAGAGCUUAGAGAGACUUGAAGAAGAGCUUCACCGACACCAAGGUUGGCUAGCAGAGAUGGAGAACAGGGUAGAAGAGUCCAGUGGCAGACGACAGAGUGGUGGAUGUGGGUUUGAUUCCCAGGACACAACACCAGGCAGCAGCAGCCUGAGCCAACUGGACAACUUAAACCACCAGGGGCCAGCCAGCAGAGAAAGCCCUGAUGGCAGCUAUACAGAAGACAACAGUGCAGAGCUGAAUGUAAAAUCUCGCAGUUCAGAGUUUGAUGAUGACUUCGAUGAUGAGGAGCCAUUGCCCAGCAUCGGCACCUGCAAGUCCCUCUACCCAUUCUUAGGUCAGAAUGAAGGCACCAUUUCAAUGGUGGAGGGGGAACUACUUUCUGUUGUGGAGGAAGACAAAGGAGACGGCUGGACCAGAGUACGACGGAACCAGGAAGAGGAGGGAUACGUCCCCACUUCCUACAUUAAAGUCUUCCUGGACAAUAACACCAAAGGUGCUAUGACCUACAUAUGA